Ornithorhynchus anatinus (platypus) is the source of this 623-nucleotide messenger RNA. It is a transcript of the gene CCL17, whose product is annotated as C-C motif chemokine ligand 17. Gene Ontology annotation, biological process: monocyte chemotaxis; cellular response to tumor necrosis factor; G protein-coupled receptor signaling pathway. NCBI's taxonomy places the organism in Eukaryota, Metazoa, Chordata, Mammalia, Monotremata, Ornithorhynchidae. The transcript has 3 exons. Gene Ontology annotation, cellular component: extracellular region. The record is from RefSeq and is a predicted model, not a curated record. Gene Ontology annotation, molecular function: CCR chemokine receptor binding; chemokine activity. The coding region runs from base 70 to 378 and encodes 102 amino acids.
CCACCACCUUGCUCUCAGCCACAGCUCCAAGAGCAGAAGCAGCGCCCAAAGAGACCAUCUCCUGCCACCAUGCACUACCUGAAGACAGGUCUCCUGAUAGCCUUCAUCCUGGGGCUUUCUCUUCCAAUUAUCCCAGCAGCGAGAGGCACGAACACCGGCAAGGAAUGUUGCAGUGACUACAUAAAGAAACCGAUAAAAUUCUGUAAGCUGGUGAGCUACCAAAAGACCUCCGUGGACUGCCUCAAGGAUGCUAUUGUGCUGAACACGAUCCAGAAUAAUACCAUCUGUGCCAAUCCCAACCAGCCCUGGGUGAAGUCGGCAGUCAAAUACUUGAAAAGAAGGAAAUCGAAAACCAGACCGGCCUCCCACAGCUGCUGAUUCCCCCCCAGGCCCCUUGCAGCGACUUCUGUCUUCAAGUGUCAGGAGAAACCGACUCUCCGGAGUCUCUCGUUCCUCUCUUCGGGCCGACGGGAACGGCGAACCAGAGGAGGGCAAGAGCCGAGGCCCGGCUGGGCAGGAAUAAGCCCUCCGGACUAUCACGCUGCCUGGAUUUGGAAGUGUUUUCCCUGCUCCUCUCCCUUUCGGUCAACCCGACCCUAGUAUUAAAGUCUUUCUCCCUAGAA